Lathyrus oleraceus (garden pea) is the source of this 1785-nucleotide messenger RNA. RefSeq lists its product as uncharacterized. The record is from RefSeq and is a predicted model, not a curated record. The transcript is spliced from 2 exons. Lineage: Eukaryota; Viridiplantae; Streptophyta; Magnoliopsida; Fabales; Fabaceae. Bases 1 to 1785 code for a protein of 594 amino acids.
AUGCAUUACAUUCAUACAUUGCAUCAACAUCAUAAAAAGCAAACUCUUAGUUACCUCUUAUUUGUUUCAGGAAUUGAGAACUUGAAAAUGACAACUUCAGUGAGACACACUUUCACGCUUAAGUACAAGGAACCUAAGUUGGAUAGUCUGAAGGGUUUGAUCUCUGAUUUGUCUCUCAGCAGACGUGAUGAGUUUGGAAAAAGCUAUGGGAAAAUUUUGAGCCUUCUAAAUAAGAAAGUUGACUAUGGAGUUAUCGGCUCUCUGGCACAAUAUUAUGAUCCACCUCUGUGUUGUUUCACAUUCGCUGAUUUCCAACUAGCUCCUACUUUGGAAGAAGUUGAGAGGAUCGUAGGACUCAAGUUGAAAGAUUUUAAUCCGUUUCCAAAGCUCGAAGAAGAUAUGGGCCCAAAGAAGAUAGCUUCGGCCCUAAGUAUCAAUGUCCCGACUGUUCGAGACAAUUGGGCUGAAAAAGGGGGUUGCAAAGGUUUUGCCGCGAUGUUUUUGGAGGAUUUAGCUCUAAAGUUCAAGAAAAGUGGAAACUGGAAUGCAUUCUAUGCUGUGGUGGCUUUAUUGAUUCAUGGGAUUGUGUUAUUCCCAAAUGUUGAAAAAUUUGUGGAUCAAGUGGCCAUAGAAGUCUUUCUCUCUGGCAAUCCAGUACCAUUUCUCUUAGCUGAUAUUUACUAUGCCCUUCACGCUCGACAUGAAAAGAGGGGUGGAGUGUUGUUGUGUUGUGCUCCGUUGCUUUACACUUGGUUCAUGCAACACAUGCCCGAAGAAGGUCCUUUUGUGGUAAAAGAACUUAAGUCUCCUCAGAAAUUAGCUUCUCUCACCGCAAGUUCCAUCAGAUGGUAUAUCCGAGAGUGGGAAACCCCAAACAUUAUAGGUUGCAUCAACUAUAAUCCUAUGUUAUCUCGAUUACAACACGGUUACCCCAUGGAUGGUCCUCCUGACGCAAAGGACUUACAGCCAUUUGUGCUCUCUGACAUCCAAGCAAGCAAUCCUGAUGUAAGAGCAGUACGAAAGGCUUGGUUAAAGGUUGUAAGAAUGGGUAAAGAGUUUGGAAAGAGAAAUAUUCUUGCCAAAGAACCUUACACGCAAUGGGUGAAAGAAAGAGUUGAGAAAAUCCAGUUGCCAUAUAUCUUAAAGGCUCCAGCUUUUCCUAAAACUCUUGAGCCCGAGCCUAUACUCCCUGAGGACAUGGAGAAACUCGUUACUAAGGUUAAAGAGCUCGAAGUGGAGAAUGCCGAAUUACGAAUUCAGAUGAACCGAGUUAUCUUGGAAAAUCAGAAUUUGAAAGAGGAACGUAAGGGAAAAGCCCAAGAACUUGAGGAUAGCAACAAGAGAGCUAGGCUUUUGGAAGACCAGAAAGAUGAUCUUGAUCAUAUCCUAUUGGGUUCCACAUCAGUGAUCCGAACCAGGAAGGAGGAGCUCAAGAAAGCUGAGUAUAGGAUCUGUGAGCUAGGGAGAUUGUUGGAUAAAUCUCUUAUGGAUAAAAAGGAAAUUAAGCUUGACUUUGAGGCACAGAUCCGUGACUUAAGGGACGCUCUGAAGAAGUGCGAGGAAAAGUUAUCUCGCGAGAUCCUCCAAAAGGAAGAAGCUGAAAGAAACUGUCACCAUCUCAGGUACCAGUUAGAAGAAGCUACUAGGAGGUUCGCAGUUUUGGAGAGCCAAGAAGGUGACGCGGCCUAUUUACUCCUGAAGAACGAUUGUGUGUACUGGAAGAGGUUGUACAGAGAAGCUAGAGCAACCUUAGAUGAAGAUCAAAAGGUCAUCCAGAAACUCUAA